GACACGGGGAGAGGGGGACACGGGGAGGAGGAGGAGGGACGCGAGGAGGAGGAUGGAGGCUGGAGGCGGGGUGGUGGCGCUCGGAGCCUGGGCCGCGCUCUGCUUCUUCUUGAGGCUUGUCGCGGCGCAACGAGACGGGCUCAUGAUGUUAAUUGGGGAGCAGAAGGCGGAGCGGGAGUGUCUCAGGCUCGAGUGCCCCUCCCAGACCGCGGGCCUCCCUCGCCGCCCGCUCUGCGCGUCCGAUGGGCGAACCUUCGCCUCGCACUGCGACUUGCGGCGCGCGCGGUGCAAGGACCCCCUCCUCAGCGUGGCGCACCGGGGCCGGUGCAAGGAGAUGUCGCGGUGCCAGGCCGAGCGCUCGCACGCGCAGAAGCAGGCGAGGCGUGAGACCCGCGCCGUCUUCAUCCCGGAGUGCAACGCGGACGGGAGCUACUCGCAGGUUCAGUGUCACAACCUCACCCGCUACUGCUGGUGCGUGACCCCCCAGGGGCGCCCCAUCAGCGGAUCUUCCGUGGAGGCCAGCACCCCACAGUGCACGGGAGGACCCCCGCAGCGAAUCCGGACCAACACUCACGGCAAGGCGAAUGACAAAUCGAUCUUGGAUCCACUCGUCCAUGCGCCUCGGCUGUUGGAGUCUGGAGGUGUGUGGCAAGACGGUGAUGGUGACAUCACCAGGUAUCCGGGCCGCGCUGGAACUGCGGAGGAGAGAAACAGGACAGGUUCAGAGAUUCGGGAGCCCACGCUGCUGAAGAGCAACAUUGGGAAGAGAUCGGGCCGCGUGGGAGUGCCCGUGAAGAGCACCGACUCCGUUCUCAGUCACCCCCAUCAUCAUCAUCCUCAUCAGCCACAGGAUCAGCAGCAGCAGGGCGCCUCCUGCGAGCUGGAGCGAAAGACGGCCCUGGACCUGGCCCAGAAACGUCCCGGGGAGGAUUCCUUCGUCCCCGAGUGUGGCGACGGAGGGCAGCUGUUCCUACCCGUGCAGUGCUACCUCUCCACUGGCUACUGCUGGUGCGUGUUUGUGGACUCGGGGAGACCCAUCCCGGGCAGCUCCAAGCGGGACGAACCCCCGAUCUGCGACGGCAACGCCCGCGUGCGCAACGAGGCCACAGACCCCUUCAGGGGGCGACCCAUGCAGGGAUGCCCCGCGCCCAAGAGGGCGGAAUUCAUCACCAGCGUGCUGGACGCCCUCACCACCGACAUGGUGAGCGCCAUCAACUCCAGCCGCGGGUCCAGGGUCCCGGAGCCGAACCCCCGCCACACGCUGGAGGAGCGCGUGGUCCGCUGGCACUUCUCCCGCGUCGACCGCGACCGCGACGGCGCCGUGAGCCCCGGGGAGGCGCGCGCCCUGCGGCGCCUCCUGCGGCGCAGGGCGGCCGCCCCGCGCCGCUGCGCGCGCCGCUUCCUCGACUUCUGCGACCUGAGCGGCGACCGGGAGCUGUCCCUGGCCGAGCUCACGGGCUGCCUCGGCAUCGCCACCUCCGCCGCCACCUCCACCUCCUCCUCCUCCUCUGUAUUAUUCUUAUCAUCGUCGUCAGCGUCGUCAGCAGCAGCAGCGGCGGCGUCGUCAUCGACGGGGAGUUCUGCGCACAACGGGAGACUCAAGACCCCAAUCAAACGACAUGGACCCAACCCCCUCGCGAGCUUUCUGGUGUGAGGCCGAAGAGGUGGAGAGUUCAUCGAAAUUCCGGGAGGACGAGGAAGGGAGGGAGGGAGGGAGGAGGUCACGAGGUCAAGGGGUCAAGAUCGCCAGCUCCUCGUCGCACCCUGGCUCAGAGCCUGCCCUGCUGCUCAUAAACGUCGUCCGGCGUCGUGCGGCGUCGCCUGGGACUCCUCGCUCGGUCGAUCGCGAGACUCGAGUCUCCAAACCUAAACUUAAAACGAUAAAAAAACUUUUUUUGAUUUCACCAGGUAAGGCCCCCCACUGAGCUCCUGUAUGGCUCUUUUUCAGAAGCGACCUGGCGGCCACAAAUGAUAGCCCAACGAAGUGGCU
Petromyzon marinus (sea lamprey) is the source of this 1990-nucleotide messenger RNA. NCBI's taxonomy places the organism in Eukaryota, Metazoa, Chordata, Hyperoartia, Petromyzontiformes, Petromyzontidae. The record is from RefSeq and is a predicted model, not a curated record.